CGCUGAUACUUGGAGGCGUUCUUUGAAAGUGUCCUUUAUCAGAGCGCCAGCCGUUGGUAACGUUGUGACAACGCACAGCUCUCUCCAAAAAAGAGGCAGAAAAUUGGAUUUGAAAUUCUCUAGAUUAUUACAAAAGUAUAAAACAAACUCUUUGUAGUUUUCAAAAAAAACCCAACAACAAUCCAGCCUGUGUUUGGAAUUACUCUCUGACGUAACAGUAGAUAAUCGUCAUUGUGUGACGCGUGUGUGUUCUGUAAGGAGGAAUACUUGUGUACCUGUUGGAGUUGGAUAUAAUUUUUUCUUUGAUUGAGAACAUUACUGCUUAUUGUGCAACUGGAGUACGUUUCUGUUCAGGCAAAAGCCCAAUAUUGCCCCGGAUGGACUGGAUGCCAUGGAUCUACAGACACAGCCUUUUAUUUUCAACUGGAUAGAAUGUCUUACAAAAUAAACAGUGUCAGACACAAAGGAAUCAAGGAGUGGAGACUCAAAACUUUUUUGAGUUGUAACUCAAGUGUGCAUCACAUAAUUUGUACUUCAGCUUACACUUAUAGCACUCAGAGGGUUACAAUUCAGGCUUGCAUCCCGUCUGUCAUCAGGUGAGCCCUAAGUCUCACCCGUGGAGUGCCGCCAUAAGCACUCAGUAAAGUGUUGCUUACGUGUGAAUAUCGGCCGCUGUUCCCGCGGGGCAUCUAUUCUGCCGUAAGUAUCCCCUGAUGCGUCCCUUACGUACUUAAACCAAGUACAGUACCCGCUGGGCCAUAACUUCCACGUACCUCACCGGAAGCACACACCACGCUCGAACUCACAACGAGUGUGUAUCACCUGUGACACUCACCAGGGUGUCAAGUAGUAAGUGUGAACUCCGUCCAGCCCAAGCUAAAGUGUGGCGCACGUAGACUGUCACCAAUAGCACACGCUCUGACGUAGGAGUGCCUAUCAUUUUUGACAAACUCAAAGGUGUCGAGUAAGUGUGGAUCCCCUAUAGCCCAAGCUAAAUUGUGACUUUCGUGCACGACAGUAUCACCAGUAGCGGACGCUGUAACGUAAGAGUGCGUAUCACCUACAGCACUCAACGAGCCCUUACGCCUCAGCGCGUAUCACCACUGACGAUCCCGAACGCGCACCAACUCAGGCACGCGCAGAGCUCGCCCCCGACGUAUGCCAGAUCGGAAGUGGCGUCUGAGGGCGGCCAAUGUCCCCUGAGGUCCCCCGUGGCAGGCGGACGCAGGACGCCGGACAUAGCAUUCGCUGGAGUGAGCGAUGCCGUUUUCUUCUUUCUUCUUCGUUCACGAGCGAUGCCGUCUGAGCCGCUGGACAAACCAUGGGCCUCCGGAGACACAGCAGGAUUAUGCUGGCCGUGGUCUUCCUCACCUACUUUGUCUACGGGAACUUUCU
This is a messenger RNA of Aplysia californica (California sea hare), 1395 nucleotides long. Its product is annotated as protein Wnt-7b. Gene Ontology annotation, cellular component: extracellular region. Gene Ontology annotation, molecular function: frizzled binding; cytokine activity. The record is from RefSeq and is a predicted model, not a curated record. Gene Ontology annotation, biological process: cell fate commitment; positive regulation of JNK cascade; neuron differentiation. NCBI's taxonomy places the organism in Eukaryota, Metazoa, Mollusca, Gastropoda, Aplysiida, Aplysiidae.